Molecule: messenger RNA, 4655 nt
Organism: Protopterus annectens (West African lungfish)
Lineage: Eukaryota; Metazoa; Chordata; Ceratodontiformes; Protopteridae
Gene: KIF19
Product: kinesin family member 19
Exons: 20
Coding region: 494-3571 (1025 amino acids)
Biological process (GO): microtubule-based movement
Molecular function (GO): ATP binding; microtubule motor activity; microtubule binding
Source: RefSeq, a predicted model, not a curated record
UCCAGGAUACGGGAGGAGCAAUACAAAGCCUGGGGAACUUCAGAUCAUCGAACAACAUAACAUUUGAGAGGGGAACCUCGCCUGUCACCCCUGCUGUAGUAAGAGAUGCUCAAAAUCAGCAAGGUGAGGUAUAGGAGGAAGUGCACACUAGAAAAUCACAAUUACUUGACUAUACUUAGCAGCUACCUGCUGAUGCCUACAGAAUAAACAAACACAGGAACACCUUGUUGCUGUCCGAAACACUGUUCAGUGGAGCAACAGUACUUGGGCAACAGAGACAGAGAUCCAACAUCUGUUUUUCAUCUAUGAUGAUGGGGUGACCAUGUAGCUGGCAGGGACAUUGUAUUACCACAAGAACAUUAGCGAGUGUGGGAAUAACGUACUAUACGUUAAGGAGGAAGCUGGUAGCGAACCUCGGCAAUGCGAGCGGAUGCAUUAGGCUGGAAACACAUUACAGUUGUCCCAGUGGAAGUAUCUCACAUAAAUCUUCAACAUGAAGGGCGGAGGGGAUUCCAAGGACCAACAGCUAACUGUGGCCCUGCGGAUUCGGCCCAUCAGUCAGAUGGAACUAGAAGAAGAUGCAACAAUAAUCGCCCACAGAGUAGAUGGCCAGGUGGUUGUGCUGAUGGAUCCAAUGGAAGACCCUGAUGACAUCCUUCGAGCUCAUCGCUCACGAGAAAAAUCUUAUAUUUUCGAUGUAGCAUUUGACUAUGCUGCUACCCAGGAGGAAGUGUACCGUUCCACAACCAAAGGCCUAAUUGAAGGAGUAAUUUCUGGAUACAAUGCUACAGUGUUUGCUUAUGGACCAACAGGUUGUGGGAAGACUUACACAAUGCUAGGAACAGAUUAUGAACCUGGAAUCUACGUACGAACUCUCAAUGAUUUGUUCAAUUCCAUAGAGGAAACCAGUGACAACAUGGAGUAUGAGGUGUCCAUGUCCUACAUUGAGAUUUAUAAUGAAAUGAUUCGGGAUCUAUUAAAUCCUUCACUUGGUGUUCUUGAUCUGCGGGAAGACUCAAAAGGAGUGAUCCAAGUGGCUGGAAUCACUGAGGUAUCGACCAUCAAUGCCAAGGAGAUUAUGCAGCUGUUGAUGAAGGGGAACAAACAGAGGACCCAAGAACCCACAGCAGCAAACAAGACAUCAUCAAGGUCCCAUGCUGUGCUGCAGGUCACUGUGAAGCAGAAGAGCAGGGUGAAAAAUAUUAUGCAGGAGAUACGUGUGGGUCGUCUCUUCAUGAUUGACCUUGCUGGAUCUGAGAGGGCAUCACAGACUCAAAAUCGAGGGCAAAGGAUGAAAGAAGGUGCUCACAUCAACAGGUCUCUGUUGGCUUUAGGUAACUGCAUAAAUGCUCUUAGCGAGAAAGGAGGUACCAAAUAUGUUAACUAUCGGGACAGCAAGUUGACCCGACUUCUGAAGGAUUCAUUGGGAGGCAACAGCAGAACAGUUAUGAUAGCUCAUAUAAGUCCAGCGAGCACAGCCUUUGAGGAAUCGAGGAACACACUAACCUAUGCAGAUCGUGCCAAAAAUAUCAAAACAAGGGUAAAACGCAACAUGCUAAAUGUCUCCUACCAUAUCGCCCAGUACACUAAUAUCAUUGCAGACUUGCGUAGUGAGAUCCACCGCUUGCAGAAGAAAAUCGAUGAACAGGCUUUAAGACACUCCAAGAAUGAAAAAGCUGAUAUACGCAAUGUGCAAGCUGAAGUCCAGCUGCACAACUCUCACUUUGAUCGGCAGGAGAUGAAUCGGCUGCGAGAACAGCUGAUUGGAGCCUUUGAAAAACAGAUGGCUGUCCGUCGCAGCCUGAUGGAGCUGGAAAACAACUACAUGGAAAUUCAGAUUGAGCUGUCAAGGCAUUUUCUAACAAUUGCAGACUGGGAACAGGAGAAAAUGCAGACAAUAAAGAAGUGGAGGGAGGAAAUGAGGAGAGAGACCUUCAAAGAUGACAGCGAGAAGGAAUCUGAUACCAGUGAUGACCAACCAGAUGUCAUUGAACCACAAGAGGUGUAUGCAGCGAGGCACAGAAUUGCAGCUCUAAUCACAGAGCAAAAGAACAUGAGGAAGCAAAAAGUUGAGCUGGAGAAGAAGUUCAGAGAAAUUCGCCAGCAGGCACAACAGUUAGAAGAGGUUUUGCCAAAGCGAAUCAACAGUGAAGAACAGCAGGAGGUGUUGAGUUUGCUUUGCAAGGUGCAUGAGCUGGAGAUUGAGAAUACAGAAAUGCAGUCCAAUGCACUGCUUAAGGACAAUGUGAUCAGACAGAAAAACUAUGUGGUGCAGCGAUAUGAACAGCAUCGUUAUCUCUGUGAUGAGAUCAUACAGCAGCAAAGGAAGAUUAUCAAAGAUCAUAACCUGGUAAUCCCUCGCCAACUGGAAGAUCUGUUUGAUAUUUAUUUCCGAGAACUGCAGGAAGGCCGGCUGGAGCGCAUUGUGACUAUCGACAAAGUUGAACUCAAGUCUCUAAAGGAAACUUCUCUUCCACGGAUUCCAAUUCAGCUAAAAAGAGGAGAUUUAGUGCAAGACACAGAUUCAGAUCAGGACAGCAAUAAGAUAUACGGCUCUGAAAAUCUUCAAAGAAAACUAUCGCAGUGGAACACACUUCCUCCUCUUGUGCGUGAUUCUGAGAGUGACAAUAACAAAGUAUUUACUACUAGUCCUCGCUCACGUCAGAUAAAGAACUCAACUGUCAUAAUACCACCGCCUAUCCACAUCAUUGGAAUGGUAAACCAAAAGCAGGCACGUCAGCGUGGCUUACACAGUUACAGUAACCUAACUCAUAAUACCGGCAACCACUUCACCUCUUCCCCCGAAAGCAGCGAGAACUUUUCAGACAAUCAUCUCACCCGCAAAGAGAGAAAGCAGAUCCUAACUAGUACAAAGAACAUUGCUGUGAAGGCAGCACGGCGCCGAUCUAAAGUAUUAGAUGGCGAUGCUCACCUGCCCUUGCCAGAAGCUGUGAAGGAGAAAAGUACUUUGUCUUUGCACUCUCUCAGUGAAACAGAAGAUAUAGUGUCUCAUGGGAUACUCAGUUACAAACUGCAGGCUAGCCCUGUCCUGCAACAUGCAGCUAGUGAGGACAACCUGUCCACCAGCACGGGGGAGACAAUGUCCCAUGAAGCAAGAAUGCACAGUAACUCUCCCAGCAUAUGGCCACAGACUCAAAAGAAGGUCAACAAAAAGAUAGACAGGAGAGAUGAUUCAUUAGAAGCCAAGAGAAAGAAGAGGCGUUCAAGGUCAUUUGAAGUUGCAGGUCAUGGGGUCUUACAAGCCAGGAAUAACCUUACGAGGUAUCACCCUUCAGAGAGCACCUCAGAUCAUAAACUGUAUAUGAACAGGCGAGUGGCUGCCAAUAUCAGACAGCCAGAGAAGACUGUAUUCCCAGUUGCAAAAGUACGUCUGCCUCAGACUGACAAAGCAGGCUCUGUUACAGCAGCAUCAGACUCUUCAGGUGGUAGUCUCAACCUGAAUUAUCCUGCGAAUGGGAAAAGGACAAUCCCACCAAGACUAAGGCUUACAUAUACAACUGUAAACAAUACCAAUGCCCCAGGGAAGGACUUACACUCUACAAAAUAUUGAAUGUAUAUGGAGUCACUUUACUUGGUGCCCCUUUUCAUUUAAAGAAAAAAUAAACUAGAAACACUCAAGCUGCAAUGACAGAAGAGCGACGUGGCCCUUAGGGUGAAUAGUGCACUGCUGUGUAGCUCCAUGAAGGCUGUACAUGAAAAAAUGACAACAUUAACAUUUGAACUUCCAUUGUUUUGCACAUUCCAAAUGAAGUAUAAGCUGUGUACAGCUAAGGUAUUUCUCUCACCUCAUAUCAAGUAUUUGGAUUGCUGUGUGAUCCUUAAAGUUACACUUUUUCAAGGUGUUUAAUUAUAUACAAAUCAGUUGUAUAGCUGCAUAUUUUCUAAAGUAUACCAAAACUUGACAGGUACCAUGUAUUUACUUAAGUUACUAAAAGAACUAGGAAUGGUCCACUGUAGUCUGUGUAUGUAUGUUAGGUAGAAGGACAAGUAUAAUUUAAAUCUGUUGUCUAAGUAAUACACACAUAGUGAAGUUCAAAACACAAUGUAGACCUCUUUUCAGAGUAGCAUCCAUCCAUUUCUUAGAGCAGAUAUACAAAAAUUGAAGUUCACAGAGGAAUGUCACACAUGACUUUUGCAUUACACCAGUCUGCUUUUUUUUUGCCACCCACAUCUGCUUAUAUGCAUGUUGAGGGAUAAUGAAAGCGCAACUUUGCAGUCAAAUCUUGAGGGCUAGACUGUGAUCAGAUUACUUCAUUACUGUAUUUAGAUUGAAAUACUUUGCUUGCAUAUUGGCACAGCUACAUGUGUGCCUGGAACGAGGCAUGAGAAGGUCUUGUGGCAUAAAAUAAAUGUAUUUCAUGGAGAAAAUGCCUCCAGUUCCAGAGAAAAGUACUGAUCUUCAAGGAGUGGAAGGGGUGAAACUGAAACUGGGCAGUUAAUCCUGUAUGUGGGACCAGUCAUCAUUUAUGAAGGUAACUACAUGCCACAAAACAUUGUCCAAACAGUGAUGACCAUGAGCAUUGCCGUACUGGUAAAGGUCUGGCCAGUGAGGACAGGACAAGGAGUAAAGGUUCAUAGGUUCAUAGGUGUGUACUAGGCUAAUGGCCCUGGGGCCAUUACAGGCCUAGUCUUAG